Messenger RNA from Emiliania huxleyi CCMP1516, 1695 nucleotides. RefSeq names its product cytochrome P450. Bases 1 to 1695 code for a protein of 564 amino acids. Gene Ontology annotation, molecular function: iron ion binding; heme binding; oxidoreductase activity, acting on paired donors, with incorporation or reduction of molecular oxygen. The transcript has 5 exons. Lineage: Eukaryota; Haptophyta; Isochrysidales; Noelaerhabdaceae. The record is from RefSeq and is a predicted model, not a curated record.
AUGCCGCUCGGCAAGCGGCCCUUUGUCUACACGGAUUACGUCCCUCACGACGUGAUCAGUGGAGACUUUGACUCGCUCCGCCCAACGAAGACCAUCACGCCCGGGUCCCUAAUGGGGUGUCCGGUGGGUGCGCACCACUCGAGCAACAGGCACGCCAUCAGCAAGAUCAAGAACGAACAGGCCUUUUGCAACAUGCUCUACGCGUGGACCCGGAACGAUGAGGGAGAACGAGUUGCCCGCGCCGGCUGUCUGGGCUUCGAGCUCCAGUGCUGGGCUCUCGACACGAUGUUCUUGUACCUAUACGACAAGCGCCCCGAGACAGAGGAGGAGAAACGCGACAUAAUCGCCGCGGUCGACAGUUUCGCGGGCGAGGUGUCCCGCCGCACGAAUCAGCCAAUUUGGAUGUGGCUCGAGCCCGCCCGCAUCCGGAGCUUCACGACGGGCUUCGGCUUCCUCCGUGACAUGGCGCUCAAGUGCAAGGACGACGACGACGCGCCACUUCCCGGCUUCAUGCGCCAGAGCGCUGGGAUGCGCGAGUGGGAGAUCAACGACGAGCUCGUGCUCAUGCUCGCGGCCUCAUUCGAGAGCACGGCCCACACGGUGGCGCAGUGCAUGCUGAUGCUCGCGAACGACCCGGAGCGCCAGAGCAUCGCCGCGAAGGAGGCGCGACGCACGCUGGAGGCGGCGCCUGAAGGACGACUCUCGACGAAGGACAUUCGGGGCUGCAAGGAUGUGAUGCAUGUGCUCUACGAGGCACUGCGCCUGCACCCGACGAUCCCGUUUUCGGCGCGCAAGAUCCACAAGUGCAUUCAGAUGGAGGUUCCGGGGCCAAGGGGUCGGGCUCCAACGCGGAUCCGCAUCCCCGCCAAGUGCUACCUCACGUACUUCAAGACUGCAAUCGGCCAGAACCCGCGCGUCUUCGACAACCCACUAGAGUUCCAGCCCGAGCGCUACGAUCACCUUCGGACGCGCGAGGAGAAGCACGCGGCUUUCCUGCCGUUCGGCGCGGGCCCCCGACGGUGCUGGGGCCAGGAGCUCGCCGAGAUCCAGGCGGGGCAGCUCCUCAUUAGGAUGCUUGCGGAGUUUGAGCUCUUCUUGCCGCACACCGGAAGCGGUGAGGACAAGGACGAGCACGGGCUGCCGAAAAAAGGGGUGCCGGCGAGUCUCGACGCCGUUCUCACAGCUCACCAAGCGGCCAAGGCGAAAGGGCGCCUUCAGAGGAAGACGUCCGUGGCUUCCGUCUCCGUUGCCGCACCCGACGUCGACAUGCUCGCGGUGGUUCCGCGGCUUUGGCCCGGCGAGGAGGAGAUGCAGAUGGAUGCGCAUGCGGCGGCGGCGAAGGAGGGCGGCGGGAAGAAGGAGAGCGAGGUCGCGCGAGGCCGGCAGGAGCGGGCCAAGGCGGCCGUCAAUGCCGACGACGCCGCCACCGUGGCGGAUGGGAUUGCUCCGUCGCAAGAGGACGCGCAGGCGGCAGCUGAGGCGAAGGUCGCGGCCGACGCGGCGUGGGCAAAGUCGGCCAAGGUGGUCGCGGCGAGGAAGCAGCAGACGCGGCGCGAGAUGGAGGAUGUUGCGCAGACGGCGGGGGCAAGGCGCGCGGCCAUCAUGGCCAAGUUUGGCGGAGGUGUGAAGCGGCGCCCUUCGAACCCCACCGCCGCCGCUCCCGCCAAGGUGGCGGACGAGGAGGAGUACUUUUGA